AAAUGAUAAGACUAUCAGAUGAAGGCGAGUUAGAGAUUUCGCAUCACUCAACGUUUCGGCGAUUGCUACGCACUUUCUCAGCACCAAGUACCGCGAGGCUGAGACCGGUCUCGCCAUGGACAUGGACCAUCGACAGCACUCACGAUACGCAACUCGCAUCGAGGAAGAUCGACCUCGCAGAACAAGACACUCAAAAAAAAAGACCGAAGAGCUGGCUUCAGAUGACUACCGCUACUCAAGGUACAUCGAGACCGAUCAAGUCCAACCCAAACGCAGACGCUGGGCCGCAGGGUACAUAGAUCGACCCUCUUGUGCUUCUCACGCGUACAUAUGCACUCGACAUCGGUCACCAGAUCUGGAUUAUCCCUCGGAUAUGGAAUACAUCACUCAGCCCAAAAACAUGGAUGACGGCUGCAUCGAAGCACACGAGCAGCGCAACAUGUAUACCCCUGAGCACACCACCGAAAUGUCCAAGGUUCAAACUUCGAGAUAUCGCAGUCCACCCCGGCACGUGAACUCGCAAGACGAUCAUAGGCAUACCGAAAGGCGCGAGUCUUACUACGCGUCUGACAUCGAGGACUUGGACCAUAAGCGUCCUCGUAAGCAAGCUACGACAACCAAAGCAUUUGACUCUGGCACUGAAGAAGGAAGCGAUAUCGUCAUUGUUGAUCGGCGGGAUGCGGGCUCAGACAUUGCAAGCAUUAGCAGCAGACACAGCUCAGAUUCGCGAUCAGGCCGGCACUCCAUCAAAUCGUUCGGCGAUAGGAAGAGGACGAACAGAGACAGUGACAGCGAUGACGAAGGGGGCUACAUCUCGCUCGAUGACUAUAUCACUGGUCGGAGCGACUGCGCCUCGAAACGUUCGUUAACAGAGGACGAAGGAGAGGGUAGUGAUGCAGUAAAUAGCGACGUGGAGGUAGAAAAUAGUGUCAGCUCGGGAAGUGAUGCCGAUCAAGGGAGUGAUAUCGCUGCUUUGUCGGACGAUGAAAGUUUCGAUGACGACGAGGACUGCAUUGACGAUGGGAACUAUCAUCACGCUCUGAAAAGACAGUGACGCAUGCGAAGGAGACAUAUGUGUGGGUGUUGGCUGUUUUGCAGGCAUGCCCCACGGUGAAGAACCCGGGUCAAGCGACAGGUGUAAAGACGGUUCAAGAUUCUGCAGCCUGCUUCAACAAUAAAACAAUACUCAAAUACUCAACCUGUCGGUAUUGGCAAUCCAAUACACUUUCCAACCAUGUCGCACAGACAGC
Didymella exigua CBS 183.55 is the source of this 1250-nucleotide messenger RNA. RefSeq lists its product as uncharacterized. The coding region runs from base 116 to 1054 and encodes 312 amino acids. The record is from RefSeq and is a predicted model, not a curated record. NCBI's taxonomy places the organism in Eukaryota, Fungi, Ascomycota, Dothideomycetes, Pleosporales, Didymellaceae. The transcript has a single exon.